Molecule: messenger RNA, 2235 nt
Organism: Monosiga brevicollis MX1
Lineage: Eukaryota; Choanoflagellata; Craspedida; Salpingoecidae
Exons: 2
Coding region: 1-2235 (744 amino acids)
Biological process (GO): response to cytokine; leukocyte tethering or rolling; heterophilic cell-cell adhesion
Cellular component (GO): external side of plasma membrane
Molecular function (GO): sialic acid binding; oligosaccharide binding
Source: RefSeq, a predicted model, not a curated record
AUGAUGUGGAAUAAUGAGGCACCAACCUGCACCGCAAUUCCGUGUGACCCUCUCGUGGCACCAGCAAAUGGUGAAUUGGACGUGUCAAACAACGGCAACUUUCCCGCCACUGCAACCUACAAUUGCCAAGCUGGUUACACGCUGACAGCGGAUGGCACCCGCACCUGCCAGACAGAUGGCACAUGGAGCGGGUCUGUGCCAGCCUGUACUGGUGUGCCAUGUGAAACUCUCACAGCACCGCCGUAUGGUGCCGUGAGCAGCACCCACAAUUGGUUUCCUAGCACGGUCACCUUCACUUGCUUUGAUGGCUAUGAAUUGGCUGGAGCAAGCUCUUUGGAGUGUCGGUCAGACGGGAGUUGGAGUGACAGCUCACCCACCUGCAAACCAUGCGCCGUCAACAUGUUCCGCAAUACCUCCACCUCAGGCCCUCAGUGCGAGUCCUGCCCAGCGUUCAGCUCAACUGACGGCCUCACGGCACGUGCCACGUGCGCCUGUAAUGCUGGCUUUGGUGGUGUGGCUGGCUCAUGUCAAGCUUGUCCUGUAAACACCUCAAAGAGCACAGUUGACAAUGCACCCUGCACUGCUUGUGCGCCAGGAUACAUGACCUCUGGCACCAACGCUGAGACAUGUGAUGGCGUACCUUGUGCCAUGGUCCCCAGUAUUGCCUACGGAUCGUUCAUUUCCACAAACAACAAUCGCUAUCCCUCGACUGGCACUUUCAGUUGCGAGACUGGGUUUGCGCUCGCCAACGAUGACAAUGGGGUGCGCACCUGUCAGAUUGAUGGAUCGUGGUCCGCCGAAGCCGCCAGCUGCAGUCCCGUGUGUGGCGACGGUAUUCGAGUGUUUGGGGAAGAGUGCGACGACGGCGCCAACAACGGGAACGACGGCUGUGCAGACAACUGCACAAUCACGCCUGGCUAUUACUGCCAUACAGAGGGCGAGCCCUGCUCAGUGUGUUCCAUCAACACACCACCUUCCGAUCUCACGGUUGAUUGUGCUGAUUACACCGUCGAUUUGGCGGUGUGGCGCGCGAACAACCUCGGUGCGGUGGCUGACACGCACACCAAUUGUGGAGCUCCGACUUUCACCACGACGGCCCUCAAUGUAACUGGCACUGACCCAGGGUGCAGCGCCCAUCUCUUCCGGGUGGAUGUUACCUUUGCCAAGGGAGGUUCUGACUUUUCGCUAGCCAACCUUCGAACGUCGGAUACGGUGCCGCCAGUGUUCACGGCAGUACCCGAUGGAGGCCUCACAUAUCAAUGCCACGAAUUGCCAUCGGCCAGUAGCGGUAUUUCCGCCACCGACACAUGUGCAGCCUUUGUCAACAUCACGAGCCGCGAUGAAACUAUCGCCGGGGCCUGCGCAAACAACUACACACUGCAGCGAACGUGGACGGCUGUGGAUGGAUGCCAAAAUGCGGUGUCCGUCACCCGCAACUAUACGGCCAUUGAUACGACAGCACCCACAUUUGAGGUCCCGCCACAGAAUCUGUAUCUCGAAUGUGACGGCACGCCGCAGGACGCGGCCAUUCAGGCCUGGCUUGAUAACAAUGGUGGGGCCACCAUCCGGGACGCGUGCACUGGGCCCGUAACCGUCACGCACAAUAUUGCCGAGGUUGCCCACGGUCUUGUGGCUGGCUGCGCGGGUGUUGUUGGGAACGCAACAGUCACAUUUCAGGCGGUCGAUGACUGCGGUAACAUGGACCAGGCCAAUGCCACAAUUGUGCGCCGCGACACAACACCGCCCGUGUUUGUUGAAUUCCCCGAUAACGUUACCGUUUCGUGCAGCGCAGCCGAGCCCACCAAUUUUACCGUCGCUGUCACCGACAUUUGCACAGGGAAUGCAACCGUGGUGCUUGCUCAGACUUGGACCGAGCCCAGCGCAACCUGUGCUCACGCAUACACGGACGUGCAUCAAGAAGCUUGGGAGCAAGCCAAUGAUGAGGAUUUGGAGGCCGAUGGCAUGUACUCGGACAUGUUCAAUGAGCCAGAUAUUGGGGAAGAUGAGAGCGGUUAUUUGGAUGUGGGCGCGGACGCGCAGAACUUUGAGGAUGUAGAGCAGCCGGGAUUUGGAUUUGAUGCUUUUGACCCGAAUGAUGGCUUCGAUCAGAACGGGUUUGACGAUUCAUACUUUGAGGCCGAUGGCCUUGAUCAAAGCGGUAACGCCGAUGAAUAUCUCGAAGCCGAUGGUUUUGAGCAAGAGGACGCUGCCUUUGACGAUGAAGCUGAUGAAUGA